AUGUGUCCGUGUGCUUGCACAACGACCACAUCAACCACAUCAAGUACAACCACAUCAACUACAACGACUUCAACAACGUCAACCAGUACUAGCACAUCAACUACACAACGUCAACAACGUCCACUACCACGCACACCACAACAAGCACAACAUCAACAACAAGUACUUCUACAUCAACCAGCUCCACCACGACAUCAACAAGUACAUCAUCGACAACAAGUACUACAACAUCCACAUCAACCAGCUCCACCACGACAUCGACAAGUACAACAUCAACCAGCUCCACCACGACAUCAACAAGUACAACAUCAACAAGUACAUCAUCAACAACAAGUACUUCCACAUCAACCAGUUCCACCACGACAUCAACAAGUACAACAUCAACCAGCUCCACCACGACAUCAACAAGUACAUCAUCAACAACAAGUAAGAAAUGUCCAACUUAUCCGUGGACAUCCAGCGGUAAAGGGAACGACUAAAUAUAUGUCACCGGAAGUAUGUCGAACUGAGAAUGGUGUAUUUUCGCGUUAUGCAAAACCUGCCGGUACUGUAGCUCGGGAUGAUAUAAUACAACGUUGUUUACAAAUAAAUCCAUUAAAACGACUAACGGGUGAUCAAAUAUUAAAAACUUCUUUUUUUCAUUGUCAAUACUAA
Messenger RNA from Didymodactylos carnosus, 654 nucleotides. The record is from the annotation of a GenBank genome assembly. NCBI's taxonomy places the organism in Eukaryota, Metazoa, Rotifera, Eurotatoria, Philodinida, Philodinidae.